Messenger RNA from Dendrobium catenatum, 3155 nucleotides. RefSeq names its product protein argonaute 1B. The transcript is spliced from 22 exons. The coding region runs from base 1 to 2943 and encodes 980 amino acids. Gene Ontology annotation, cellular component: cytoplasm. NCBI's taxonomy places the organism in Eukaryota, Viridiplantae, Streptophyta, Magnoliopsida, Asparagales, Orchidaceae. Gene Ontology annotation, biological process: regulatory ncRNA-mediated post-transcriptional gene silencing. Gene Ontology annotation, molecular function: RNA binding; protein binding. The record is from RefSeq and is a predicted model, not a curated record.
AUGCCUAAAAAGAGAAAGACUAAACGUGUUGUUACUGGUACUGUUGAUAAAAGCCGUGAGGACCCGAAGAAGCAGGUUCAACAGGAUUCUCUUAAAAAUAAAGCAGAAAGUAGUAAGGGUGUUGCUCCAGCGUCGACCUCAGGAUUCAUCCCGACGGAGCAGCGUCAACAACAGGAUUCUCUUAAAAAUAAAGCAGAAAGUAGUAAGGCUGUUGCUCCAGCGUCGACCUCAGGAUCCAUCCCGACGGAGCAGCGUCAACAACAGGAUUCUCUUAAAAAUAAAGCAGAAAGUAGUAAGGCUGUUGCUCCAGCGUCGACCUCGACGGAGCAGCGUCAACGACAGGAUUCUCUUCAGAAUGAAGCAGAAAGUAGUAAGGCUGUUGCUCCUGCGUCGGGGAAUAAAACAAUGUUUUGUCUGCGCAAUGGCAAAUAUUGUAGCAUUGGUUAUGAAUGUGAGCUUAAGGCCAACCAUUUCCUUGCAACCUUCUCUACUGACAAGGUUUUUUAUCAAUAUAAUGUUUCCAUUACACCAGAAGUUUCUUCUCGUUCGGUUAACCGAUCUGUCAUCAGACAACUUGUAAGGAUCCAUAGAGUCUCCGAUUUGGGAAACCGCCUUCCUGUUUAUGAUGGCAGGAAGAUCCUUUAUACUGCUGGCGAACUACCAUUUAAAUCUGAAGAAUUUAUAAUUACUUUAGUUGAUGAAGAUGAUGGUGCUGGAGCUGCUGCAAGGCGGGAGAGGAUUUUCAAAGUUGUCAUUACAUUUGCUGUUAAAACCGAUCUUUAUCAGCUGGAAAGGUUCUUGACUAGGAAGCAAAGAGAUGCUCCACAACUGCAAAUUCUGGAUAUUGUGAUGCGUCAGCUGCCCAAUGAAAACAUUCGGUACUACCCUUCUGGAAGAUCCUUCUACUCCCCCCUUUUUCUUCCGAGGACGAGUCUUGGUGGUGGUUUCGAAAGUUAUAAAGGAUUUUAUCAAAGCAUGAGACCUACAGAGAAGGGCUUAUCACUGAAUAUCGAUAUUACAUCAAAAGCAUUCUUUGAGGCAGUGCCUGUUGUUGAAUUUGUAAGAAGGCUUCUUGGAAGGAAUGUUCAACGUACAAAGCUAACUGAUAGAGAAAUUGCUACGGUGAAUAAAUCUUUAAAAGGUGUGAAAGUGGAGGUUACACAUCGUGGCAACGACCGCAGAAAAUAUCGUAUACUUGCUUUAACGGAAAAGGCAACAAGAGACCUGUCUUUUUCUAUGGAAGGCACGAUGAAGACAGUGGUACAAUAUUUUCUAGACGCUUAUAAUAUUCCUAUCCAACUUCUUGGUUGGCCCUGUCUUCAAGUUGGCAAUCAACAGAGGCCAAUUUAUCUUCCCAUGGAGGUUUGCCGGAUUGUUGAAGGACAAAGAUAUUCUAAGAAGUUGAAUCUAGAACAAUUAAAGACAUUUUCAAAUGCAACGUCCCAGUGCCCAGAAGCUCGUCAGAGAGCUAUUAUGGAGACGGUUCGUCGUAAUGAAUACAAUUUGGAUCCAUAUGCCACUGAGUUUGGAAUUCAAAUCACUGAGACACUUACAACAGUUAAAGCACACGUUCUGCCUCCACCUAUGCUUAAAGACGGUAGGAGGCCGAAUUUCGAGCCAGGAAUGGGUGAAUGGAAGCAGCAGCAAAUGGUAAUUGGUGGGAGGGUCAAAAACUGGGCUUGCAUCAGUUUUGCUCAAGAUGCAGAGGAAUAUGGUAUUCACGAGUUUUGUUAUGAGCUAGCUUCUGCGUGUCGCAAUUCUGGAAUGGAAUUUGAUACGAAGCCUGUAAUUCAACUGAAAUAUGCAAAACCUAAUCAAGUUGAAGAAGCAUUGAAUGCACUUUAUAGUGACGCAAAGCUUGAUUUACUUAUUGCAAUAUUGCCUGAAAAUAAUGGUUCUCUUUAUGGGAAUCUAAAGCGUAUAUGCGAGACUCAAAUUGGGUUAGUUUCACAAUGUUGUUUAGUCAAAUAUGUUUUUAAGAGAAGCCGAGCUUACCUUGCCAAUGUUGCUUUGAAAAUUAAUGUGAAGGUUGGAGGAACGAACACUGAGCUUGGUGAUAAUUUGCCAAAAUUCUUGCCUGUGGUCGGAGAUGAGGCCACAAUUAUAUUUGGUGCAGAUGUGACUCAUCCUCAGCCUGGGGAUGUCUCAAGCCCUUCAAUUGCUGCUGUUGUUGCUUCUCAGAACUGGCCAAAUAUAACCAAAUAUGCUGCACGGGUUUCUGCUCAGGCCCAUCGUAAGGAGCUGAUUGAGAACUUACAGAUUGGUUCUGGUGGCAUGAUCAAGGAGUUAAUUCAAUCAUUUUAUACAGCUACAAAGAAAAAGCCUGAGCGGAUAAUAUUUUACAGGGAUGGUGUUAGCGAGGGACAGUUCCUUCAAGUUUUGGAGCAUGAAUAUAUUGCAAUUCGUAACGCUUGUGCCUCGUUCCAUCUUGAUUAUCGACCAAAGAUUACCUUUGUGAUUGUUCAGAAAAGGCAUCAUACCAGGCUGUUUGCAAACAACCAUUUAGGCAUUGAGUCAGUAGAUGGGAAAGGAAACAUCCUUCCAGGGACUGUGGUUGAUUCAGAUAUCUGUCAUCCAUUUGAGUUUGAUUUCUACCUAUGUAGUCAUGCUGGAAUCAAGGGGACUAGCCGGCCAACACAUUAUCAUGUUUUAGUGGAUGAAAACAAUUUCUCUCCUAAUGACCUGCAAACACUUACAUAUAACUUAUGCUACACAUAUGCAAGGUGCACAAGAUCAGUAUCAAUUGUGCCGCCUGCAUACUACGCUCAUCUUGCUGCUUCCAGGGCAAGGUUUUAUUUGAAUCCCAUGACAUCUGAAAAUGCUUCACAGCCAAGAGCUGCAGCUGCAAAUGAGGCACCCAACACUAGUGAAGAUAGAGAUCGUGCUGUCACGCCUCUUCCUGCUAUCAAGGAGAAUGUUAAGAAUGUGAUGUUCUACUGUUGAGUUCUGCAGUGCUGUCAGGGCCCUCUUCCUGCUCGCGAGGAUAAUGUUGAGGAAGUGAUGUUCUAUUGCUGAUUUCUGCGUUCCUGCAUUUCAUGUUCUUUUUACUGCUGCGUCCAUGUUGUUAUUGAGUCUUCAACUGAAAGAGUUGACCAGGGAAAUGUUUGUUCUAAGUUUCUUUCAAAUUUGAUUGACUUGGGGUUUCAAUAAACUUU